CUGUGCUCUAGGUCGAGCACGGUCGAAAUGCGGAUGAACAUGAAAAAAUAAUUGUAAUGUUUGAACACACAGCAUUUACAAAAAAAUAAAUAAAAAUCAUAAUAUAAUGAUUAUCAGGUCACACUUUGCAGUAUUAUUAUACUGAAAUCUACUAAAUUAUUUGAGUAAUAAUUUAUUGUACCAUCUGUCAUGUCUUCAGGACCAGCGAAGUGUAUUGUUCGUUAUGUGUUUUAUUUAUGGGACAUUCUGCGUAGCGCUGAAUGGAUUUGUGUUUUAAAAUAAGUUUUACUUUUUAUAAUCUGUCAGCAGUUAACGUCGCCAAGAGAGGCAUGAGGGCGCUCUACGUGGUGACGAGCCUGGCUGCUCUGCUGCUCGCGCUCGUAUUCCAGCCACAAGGCACGCUGCUGCUGAUCGCCAUGACCUUCGUGUUCCUGAUCGUCGCGGGCGUCUGCAUCAACGCACCCUGGAGGGACACGCAGUACCGCUACCCCAAGCCCGCCCCCGGGCUCGAGGCUAUGAGGAAAUACCUCACGGGCUCGGAACCGCGAGCGGAGAAGCCCCCCCGGCUGCCGGUGAUCUACGGCCGCAUGGUGGACGGCAUCCUGCAGCAGCUGAUGGACCUGGCGCUGCGAGACUACGUGGGCCGGCCGCUGGACGCGCUGGGGUUCCGCUCCGAGGACGUCCUGUGCCACGUCAGGUCGGACGUCUGGCAGCUGACGCAGCAGCUGCAGCUGCGACUGGCGCGCGUGGACAAGGUGAAGCUGAUGGCGGAGGACCUGGUGAACAAGGUGACGCAGCACCUGGAGCGCGUGCGGCUGGGGCAGGCGCUGGCCUCCGCCCAGGGUCGCGACGCCCCCGACUACCGGCUGUCCCCCCACCUGGCCUCGCCGGCGGCGGAGCGUGACUACUUGCGCCGCCUGGUGGAGCGAGCCGUGCCGCUGCUGUUCCCGCGCCCCUACGCGGCCGUGCCCGCCGUGGCCGUGCUGCUGCGCGAGAUCCUGGUCUGCAAGCUGUUCUACCCGGCCAUCCAGCUGCUCACGGACCCCGACUUCAUCAACCAGAAGAUAGUGUCGCUGAUCCAGCAGCAGACGCGCGGUGACGCGGCGCUCAGGAAGCCCUGGGCGCGCUCCUCCACCUUCGACGACCUCGUGCAGAUGAUCAAGUCCUCCAGGGACCUCGACCAAGUGCAGCACACCAGAGGGCACGGCGAGACGGCCAGUGCUCGCACGCACGACGUGGUCCCCGAGACGACGCAGGCCAGCAGUGAGCGCCACAGCGACAGCGACCGUGUCAACUGCAUCAAGGAAGCGGAGGCUGAAAGGCCCUUCGAGGGAGACAAGUUCAACUUCUUCAAGGGGCGACAGCUGAAGCGGUACCUCAGCCAGCUGACGCAGGCCAAGGGCUCCGCGGACAAGCGCCCGCGGUCCGGGCGGGGGUCCCGGUACCCGGUGGAGGAGGCGGUGGAGGCCAGCACCAUGAUAUCCGGCGAGGACGUGGUGUCGCUGCGGAGCGUGCUGGCGAGCGUGGUGCGCCGACGCUUCCUGGCGCAGUUCCUGGAGCAGGCGGGCAGCCAGUCGCUGCUGGGCUUCUGGGCGGCGGUGGAGGAGCUGGCCGCCUCGGACCGCAGCAGCUGGCACCAGCUGGGGGCCGAGAUAUUCUACACCUACGUCAACACCCCGUCCCCCGACGUGCAGGUCGACAAGCCCACGCUGAAGAGGAUGGAGGGCUUCCUGCUGGGCGACAGCGGGCCGGAGGUGUUCUACGAGGUGCGGGAGUCGGUGGUGCGGCAGCUGGAGGAGCUAUACCCCUCCUUCGCCCGGCACCCCCUCUACCAGCAGAUGGAGGCGGCGCUGGACGGCGACCGCAGCUCGCUUCCCCCAGGCGAGGGCGAGGCGGUGGGGGCGGCGGCGGAGGGCCCGGCGGAGCCCUCGGACGAGCCGGAGCUGGACGGCCUGGAUCACUCAAACUACGCCGCCACCAAGCUGUGCCGGCUGCAGGAGCGGCUCUGCAACAAGACCCAGGCGCUGCAAGCUCUGCGCACGGCCCUCAAGCCGGACUCGCGCGUGCUCAGCGUGCUGGAGAAGGAGGUGGAGCGCCUGGAGGGGGAGAGGCGGCAGCUCGAGGCACACUUGUCGCGCACCGAGGAGUGGGGGGAGCACCUCGGCCAGUGGCGAGCCUCCGUGCAGUCUGCCGAGCUGUGCGAGGACAGGGAGUGCCCCCAGUUCGUGCUGGUGGUGCACGUGGUGGAGGACGAGAGCGACGCGGAGGCCGUGUCCACGGGCUGGGUCGUGCUGCGCAAGCUCUCUGACUUCCAGCUGCUGCACAAGAAGCUCUGUCAGUUGAGUUCCCGCGUCAAACAACUGGAUCUUCCUGCCCAGUCGAUCAAGUAUCGUUUUGGAAAGCAAGCUGUGAAGACUGCGCUGGAGAAGGCUAAGCAGCAGAUACAGACGUACCUGCAGGUGGUGUUGGAAGACGAAGGACUGAACCACAGCGAGGCGCUGUACAGGUUCCUCAGCCCGAGCUCAGAGCAUCUCAAGCAGGUCACGCUCCCGUCUCAGAAGAAGUCUGGCUUCUCGCUGGCCACGCUGUUCAAGAGCGAGGACGAGGAGGAGGUGUCGCUGCUGCUGGAGGAGGGGGAGGGGCGAGCGGCGCCGGGCGACAAGGACGGCGUGGCGGAGCCGCUCUACGGCCUGCUGGGAGAGGUGUUCGACAUGAAGGGCGUGUUCAAGUGGCUGCGGCGCACGCUCAUCACCUUCGUGCAGCUCACCUACGACCGCACCAUCAACAGGCAGGUGCACGAGACGGUGGAGUGGCUGCUGUCGGAGCAGAUGAUGUACUUCUACAUCAAGAAGUUCAUCAAGUCGUGGUGGCCCAACGGCCAGCUGGUGCACUCCCCGCCGCGGUCGCAGCAGCAGAAGGACGGCACCAGGGAGGAGGCCCGGGAGCUGCUCCUGGCCAACAUCCCGGAGGUGCUGAGCGGCCUACUGGGACAGCAGAGCGCGCGGCGAGGGGCGACCAAGGUGUUUCUCACGCUGCAGGACCAGCCACUCAACAAGCAGCUCUUCUACGACCUUCUGGAGGUGGUGCUGUACGAGCUGUGUCCCGAGAUGAAGUCACGCCCCACGGGUCGCGAGGAGGCCCCAGUAGAGCUCCCCGCCAUCGCAGAGACCACCCACACCCCGCCGCAAGUGUCCUAGACAUGCUGCUAAGUGUUCCAUGUUCCGCUGCUGUACACAUUCCAACAAGCUGUUUGUGUCUGUACAUAUAUGCUAAUAUAGAUUAUAUUACAUGUUUGCCAUUGUGCAUUUACAAGCCUCACCUGUCCCAGGAGCACGACCAAAGAGAAUAAAGUAUUAGUAUAUAUUCCAA
Molecule: messenger RNA, 3369 nt
Organism: Bacillus rossius redtenbacheri
Lineage: Eukaryota; Metazoa; Arthropoda; Insecta; Phasmatodea; Bacillidae
Product: sorting nexin-25-like
Exons: 18
Coding region: 261-3197 (978 amino acids)
Cellular component (GO): intracellular membrane-bounded organelle
Molecular function (GO): phosphatidylinositol binding
Source: RefSeq, a predicted model, not a curated record